AUGUCCGAAGCCAAAUCUUCCCCCGUUAACACUCUGACAACCUUCCUCGCCCUCUACCUCACGACGCUAUUCUCCCUCGACACCUGGACGGCCGCCCGCAACUCGCCCUACCGCGAGCCCUCCGCAACCAGCUUUUACCGCCCCGCGAACAGACCGUCGGAAUACCAGGCGGGCAUGCAUGGGCAGGGCAGGAGGGGCACGGGUGGAAGUGGAGGUGGGAGGAGGGAGGAAGGUUACCGGCCACGUUGGAUAUGCGAGCGCCGUUGA
Molecule: messenger RNA, 267 nt
Organism: Didymosphaeria variabile
Lineage: Eukaryota; Fungi; Ascomycota; Dothideomycetes; Pleosporales; Didymosphaeriaceae
Exons: 2
Coding region: 1-267 (88 amino acids)
Source: RefSeq, a predicted model, not a curated record